CAUGGACAAAGUCUCUGCAGAUCCAUAACUGCACCUUGUUCAGAGUGAGUAGACCACAGUCACACAGCUCUUGUGUGAUCGUGUGCGAAAUUAACAGCCCCAGAAGGGGCAGGUUCAGAGGUGAGGACAGGAAACGGAAGUGGCCCUCAGAGGCUGUUUAAGUCUUGUUGGCGCGCGGCACUAAAGCGAGUGCACGAGGGUUUGUGGCGUGACAGUCAUCAGUGAUUUUGAGGAUUUGUUGGUGUCUCUGUGGAGCUGUUGAACUUUCCGCAUAUUGGAGGCUGCAGGAUCUUCCAUUUAUUCUGACUGCAGCCCACGUACAAAGGCCUCUCCAGCUUUGGAAGGUGGGCUGGUACUCAGAGUCAACAUGCCAGCUAAUGGGAAAUCACCCCAGAGGUUUCCUGCCCUGGUUCCAGGACAACCUGGCAGAUCAUUUGAGGGAUCUGUGUCAUUUGAAGACGUGGCUGUGGAUUUUACCCGACAGGAGUGGUACAGACUGGACCCUGCCCAGAGGACCAUGCACAAGGAUGUGAUGCUGGAGAACUACAGCAACCUGGCGUCUGUGGGCCUCUGCGUGGCCAAACCAGAGAUGAUCUUCAAGUUGGAGCGAGGGGAAGAACUGUGGAUAUUAGAGGAGGAAUCCUCAGGCCAUGGUUACCCAGGCUCUCUGUCACUGCUGUGUGCCAACAAUUCUGUUGGGGGUAAUGCCCUCAGUCAUGAUAAUGACCUUCAGCAUCAGAAGCUUCAAACUUUGGAUCAAACUGUUGAAUAUGGGAAAGCCUUCUACAAGAGAACAGCCUUUGUUGGACAUAAAAGAACACACACAGGAGAGAAAAACUUUGAAUGUCAUGAAUGUGGGAAAACUUACUGCAGGAAAUCAAAUCUUAUUGAACAUCUGAGAAUACACACAGGCGAGAGACCCUAUAAAUGUGGUGAAUGUGCAAAAACCUUUAGUGCAAGAUCAUACCUCAUUGCUCAUCAGAAAACUCACACAGGGGAGAAGCCCUUUGAAUGUAAUGAAUGUGGAAAAUCUUUUGGCAGGAAGUCACAACUCAUUCUACAUCGGAGAACACACACAGGAGAGAGACCCUAUGAAUGCACUGAGUGUGGGAAAACCUUUUCUGAGAAGGCAACCCUCAUGAUUCAUCAGAGAACUCACACAGGGGAGAAACCCUAUGAAUGUGGCGAAUGUGGGAAAACAUUUCGUGUUAAGAUAUCCCUUACUCAACACCAGAGAACUCACACAGGGGAGAAACCCUAUGAAUGUGGUGAUUGUGGGAAAAACUUUCGUGCAAAAAAAUCCCUAAACCAACAUCAAAGAAUUCACACAGGCGAGAAACCCUAUAAAUGUGGUGAAUGUGGAAAAUUCUUCAGAAUGAAGAUGACUCUCAAUAAUCACCAGAGAACUCAUACAGGUGAAAAACCCUAUCAGUGUAACGAAUGUGGGAAAUCUUUCAGGGUGCACUCAUCUCUUGGAAUACAUCAGCGAAUUCACACAGGAGAGAAACCUUAUGAAUGUAAUAAAUGUGGUAAUGCCUUCUAUGUCAAAGCACGCCUCAUUGAACAUCAGAGAAUGCAUUCAGGAGAGAAACCCUAUGAAUGUAGUGAAUGUGGAAAAAUCUUCAGUAUGAAGAAAUCCCUGUGUCAACAUCGGAGAACUCACGUAGGAGAGAAACUUUAUGAAUGAAGUGAAUGCAGGAAUGCUUUCUAUGUGCAAGUAUGCCUCAUUGACACAGGAGAGAGACCCUUUGAAUGUCAAGGAUGUGGGAAAGCCUUCUGCCAGAAAGCACACCUCAGAGAACAUCAGAGAACUCACUUAGGCCAGCCCUUGCCUUGUACUAUGGAGAAAGCUUCUCUAAGAAGAUUCCCCUCACCAUUUGACCAAGCUCUUUGGGCCAUCUGAUUACUGGUGCACACAGAGUGCACUUGUAACAAUUUGGCUCUUAUGUUGGUGUGAAAAUUGUCCUGAUCGCCUUAGGGAGUGGCUCAUUGUUGUUUUCAUUUCAUUUGGAUUUCCCUAAUUAGUGGUGAGGUUGAACAUUGGCUUACCUGUUGACUGGCCAUUUGUUUUAUUUCGUCUGUGCAAUGACUGUUCAUAUCCUUUGCUCAUUGUUUUCUAAUGGGCUGUUUAUCUUUUACUUCUUGGUUUAAAUGUUGUUUUUCUUGUUUUUUUUUAAUAUGUAAAAAUAUAAAAAUCCUUUUUCAGUCAUGUGUGUUGCAAAUAUCUCCUCUCAGACUGUGACUGGUUAUUUAAUUUUUUUAACUCUUUUCUUCUGCUGAAGUUUUAUGUUUUCAUAUUAUUGGUUUCAAGGUGAUAAUAUUCUCCUAUACUUUCCUCUAAAGUGAAGGUUUCACUUUCAACAUUUAGAAUUUUAAUCUACCGUAAAUUUUUUCUUUGUAGUAUGAAGUCUACAAUAUAUAAUGCUGUAUUUCUUUUAAAUACUUUACAUCAGUGGUAUCACACUAUUUUUAAACUUAUGCAACUUGCUUUUUUUCACGAAGUGUUACAUUUCCAAGAUCUAUCCAUGUUGAUAAAUAUAUUUAUUUAUUUCUCCAUUCCCCUAGUGAAAGACAUUUGUAUCAUUUUUGUGUUUUGUGUUUAAAUCUAGAAGUGGAAAUGAUGGGUCCAGGGUGUAGACAGUAUGCCAGUUAUUAAUCUAUUGUGCUUCAGCUCCAAACCUACCCUUCUAUACUCUGCUUUGUGAUGCUGGGGCCAUGACUCUACAGAACACGUUUCUGUCUUGCCAGCUGCUACUCCCUGUUGGGUCCUACCAGUAAGAGAUACUAAAUAUAAAUAUUGAGUCUGCGGAAGGAAGAAGGGACUUGCUCCUUUUUUCCUUCUGGUUGGCUCCCUGUUCAUCUGUCAGCCCAGCAUUGCUUCUUCACUUGGGCAGCAGCAGUUCCUCAUGGUAGCAGCAGUUUAAUCCAGUUUUCACUUUUCCAGCACUAAGAGCUUUAGGGUACCCCACCCCCUCAGAGACCUAGCAGCAUCUGGCUGGUGCCACCUCCUUAGAGGUAUGAAUCCCAGUCACAUGAGACCCUGCUUCCAACCUUCUAUUUUUAAUAAUUCCAACUUCUUCCCUUGUUACCCUAGGCCAGCUGCUUUCUGCAGUUGCUACCUCCAUGAUAAUUUUAAUGUUCUCUUUUUGUCUUUUAAGUUACGUGGUUAAUAACUUCAUCACUAGUUAAAAAUUCAUUUUAAGUUCUCUCUGUUAAAAUAAUCAGUAUGGUUUCUGUCUCCUAACUGGGUUCUGAUUGAUAUAGAAGUUUUUCAACUUGACUAAAUUUUAAAGUUAAAAAAAUUGCACUAAUUUACACUCUCAUGAGCAGUUUGAGAAAAAGUUUACAUUUUCACACAUAUUCACCAGGACUUAUCUGUUUUUUUAAAAUUGUUGCCGAUCUGAAAGGUGUAAAAUGGCUUAAGCCCUCCCAUCCAUGAAUAUGGUUUGUCUUUUUAUUUAACUCACCUUUUAAAAUUUUAAAUAGUAUUGUAUGGUUUUGUCUAAGAAAUUGUCUUUGAAAGUUAAUCUUUUAAUAGAAAAUUUGCUCAUGUACAUGUAUAUACAUAUAUAUUAAAAAUAUUAUGUAUUAUGGGGUAUAUAUAUAUUUAUAUGUAAUAUAUGUAUCUAUAUAUAUGUAUAUAAGUGUGUGUGUAUACAUGUGUGUGUAUGUCUCCCCAGAAAACAUUUUUGUUUUAUAUAUUCAUUUUAUUUUACCCACAUAUUUACCACUUUGAUUGCUCUUCAUUCUUUUCUGCAUUUCCUCUAGGAUCAUUUUCUUCUUUGCCUGAAAAACAUCCUUUAGAGUUUUCUUUAGUGGAGGUCUAUUAGUGAUAAACCUCUCAACCUUGUGAAUAUUUUCUCUUGCACUUUUUUGAUAAGCAAAAGUGAAUCCUUUACCUUUAAUACUUGGUAGCACUGCGCCAUAGUAAAUUGAUGCAAAAUUAAAUACUUUUUUUUGCUUUUUUCCCUGAGUGUUCCAUAAUGAUUAUGACAACCCAGGAUAUUUGAAUUAAUCACCAGAUGCCCCCCAAUACAGCAUACACUUGAAUAUACAUAUUACACUUUCUUCACUUUGUAUAUAGCAUGCCCUCAUCCUCAUUUACUAAUUAUUAAGUUUAUCAAAAUGAUAUCUCAUCAGUUCUUCCAAUCUUCAUCUCAUCCAUUAAAAAAAUUAAAUUUGAUGUUUUAAAAUUAUUAUUAUUAUGGAAAAUGUCAAACAUAAAUAAAAGUAAUCUAUAGUGACAGAAAGCAGAUCAGUGAUUGCCUCUGGGGUAGGAAUUAACUCCUAUGAGGUAGGAGGGAGCUUCCCAGGGUGAUGAAACUAUUCUGUAUCUUGACUGGAGUGGGUGUUAAUGGGGAUACACAAGGUCAUCAAAUGAGUACACUUAAGAUUUGUGCAUUUUAUUGUAUGUAAAUUAUAUCUCAAUUAAAAUUUUAAAACAACAAUAAAGAAUUCCUUGUUCCCAUAUCAGGAGUCAAAUAUGGGCUGCUUGGGAGAAAACCAAGAAUCUUGACCACUAGAUCAGAUGAAAGACACUGGCAAUGGGAAACUUGGUCCUCCCAAGGCUUUAGAAAUGGUUUUGCUCCAUGAAAAUGACCUUUACUAAGGCCCAUGAUGGGUUGUGCUGGCCUUCCGUUAGCUACCAUCACCUAUGUGGUGAUCCCUACUGGCCAAUACUACUGUGUGUAUUUGGCUCCCAAUAGCCUGAGCACAGUCUCUCCUAAUCCUCCAUUAGCAUUAGCUACCAUGAUGUAGUUCUUACCCCCAUCACAUGUCUGCACAGUGUCUACUAACACCCACUCCAUUAGCUUAUAGCAGUUCUUAUCACCACCUUUAGUUAAGAGCACAGUGUCUGCUGACCUUCCAUUAACUCACAAUAGCUUGUCUUCCCACACUUUUUAUUCCAGCAGAGUCUGCCGACCCCCUUUAGCUCAUAGCAUCAUGUCUCGCCACCCCUUUUAGCUGCUAUUACAAUUUUUACUGACCUCCAUUUGCUCACAGCAUAGUGUCUUUUCACUCCUUUAGCCUCCAGCUUGGUGACUGAUGAUCUAUUAGCUCAGUAUCAUGUCUUUUUGCCCUCUUUUAGACUCAACAUGGUGACUGCUGACCUCCCAUUAGCUCCCAGCGAUGUGUCAUCACCUUCAUUUAUACCUAAUGCAGUGGCUGUUGACCCCAUGUUGGCUCUCACCACUUUGUUCAUUCCCCACUGUCCACUGUACAGUAUAUUUAAUCCAAUGAGUUCUAAUCGCAGUAUCUGCUCAUCCUACAUUAGAUCCCCUCACUAUGUCUGCUGGUUUUUUAUUAGCCAUGAUAUUAGCCAUAUCAGUGUCUCUGAUCCCCAUGAACCCACAACACAGCACCAUUGCACAAAUAUUUAUCUGCUGUUCCCCAGUUAGCCACCAAUAUGGUGACUUUGAUCUCUUGAGCCCCAGCUUAAUGUCUGCAGAACUCACAUGACCUUGUCACUCUAUCUUCUGAUCCCCCAUUUACCAAGUUCCAAGUUUUUUACCUGAGGACCCCUAAAUAGCCUCCAUCACUAUGUCAUCCGACCUUACAUUAUAGCCUAUUAGUGCAUCUGUUGACCAUACGUUAAUGUCUUCGACUUGUCAGACACCCACACAGAGUAUGAACUCCUUGAGGACCCAUUACCAUGUUUUUUGUCCUUACAGUAGCUGAAUCCCUGUGUCUGCUGCUGAGUCCCUCUCCCUCGCCUUUAACCACGAGUAUUGUGUCUUUGACCCCUUGAGGCCUGAGUAGAGUUUGCUGACCCCACGUUAGCUCUGAUCCCAGUGUCUGUUGAUCCUCCAUUAGGCAGCAGUACUGUUUCUUCAAUAUGCAUGAGGUUCCAGCAAUGUAUUUGCUGAUCCCCAAUUAGCCACAAGAUCAGAGACUAACCUCCAUGAGCUUCUGGCACAGUAUCUGCUGAUUCCACAGUAGUCUCAUCUUAUUGACCACCCAUUAGCAAUGAGUACAAUGUCUUUGACCUUCAUAAGUCCCAAUCACAGUGUUGCUGACCCUGCAUUAACCAUCAUCACUGUGCCUGUUGAUCCCCCAUUAGCCACUAAUACAGUGUCUGAAUGCAAUGAUGUCCCAGUACAGUGCAUGCUGACCAUACAUUAGAGCCCAUCACCAUGUUUGCUAACCCUAUACUGGCCUCAACACUGAGACUACUGACUACCACCUACUAGUUUAGAGCCUUUGCCUCACGUUUUUCAAUCACAGUAUCUGCUACUGAUCCUAUAUUAAUUAGUGUCACCACUGUGUCUUCUAAUCUUUGCCACAAGUAGAGUGUCUUUGAUCUUCAUAAAAAAUCUGACUAGUGUCUGCUGAUCCCAUAUUAGUACUUUAUUACCCUGCUGAUAAGCCAUUAGCCACCACUAAAGUGAUUUUUGUCUCCACCCCAGCAUCAGCCCAUUCGCUACCCCCAUCCCUGUGGAUGCAGGUUACUCAUCCUCUAAUACAAUGUAUUGACCUCAUGAGCCCCAGCAUAAUGCCUGGGACUCAUUAGAGCCUACCCUGCAUUAGAGCCCUUUAUGGUUUCUGAUGAUCUUCUAUUGGUCGCCAGUACAGUGUCUUUAACUCCCAUGAGUCCCCAUAACCAUAUCUGCUGGUGCUGUAUUAGCUCCCAUGAUUGUUGAAUUCCCACUAGUCAUUAAUAUACUAUAUUUGAUCCCUGUGAUUACUCCCCACAGUUUCUGAUGACCCUUUAUUAGGACCAGUCAUUGUUCCCUGAUUUCUGUAAAUUGGUUUGUUGCUGUUUCAAUUGUUCCUCGGACUCUGGUGGUUCCCCAGUCCUGCAGACUGCUUUUUUAUUUUUCCUUUCCCAGCACUUCAGAGACUCUUCUUUGAUGUUUUUGGCCUGAUCCUCUGGAUCUAGGCCCUGUUGCUCUCACUCUUUUGUAGCCCCUCUGACUGUCUCCCAGAUACAAGGACUGUUUUGUGGUCUCUUCAGAUGUUUGAUGAUCCCUCUGUUCCUCAGGUCCAGACACUAUCCCCUUGUCCCGUUAACUGUUUCCUGGUUUCUCUGGCUGUGCCCUCAGCUUGAGAUUGUUCCCUUAUCUGUCUGGCUGUCUCCUAGGUAUUUCUAGCUGUUGCAUGACAUUUAGGGAUGUUUUCUUCUUCCAUUUGCCUGUUCUAGAGUCUCUCUGGUUGUCCUCUAACUACAAGGACUGUUUUCUGGUCCUUUGUCCUUUUGAUAAUUUUUCUGACUGUUCACAUCACUGCCAUGACAGUUUCCUGGUCCCUAUGGCUGUUUUCUAGGGUCCGGGGAUGUUUCCUCAGCCCUGACCUAUUGUCUGGAACCACAGACUGUUCCUGCUGCUUCUGGCAGUUCCCCAAUACAUGGAAUAGGUUACUUGACCCUCCCUGAUGUUACCUCAAUCCUGGGUAUGUUCACAUGUCUUAUUGCUUAUUUUCUGCUUUUGCCAACUGUUUCUCAACACCAAGGACUGUUGUAUACACUGGAUGUGGCCUCAGGCAUUAAACAGCAAGUGGGAGUUGCAGGCUCCAAAGGGAGCACCUUCCAGGUGCUCCCUUUAGCUGUGGCUGCUAUGGAGAAGCAGACCCUACAGAGAGGCUAUUUAGUUCAGAGUCCUGGUGUGAGUCACUACAUUUCCUCCCAUUACCCUUCUAGAAAAUCCAUUAAGGUGAGUAAAAUGAGUUACCCCUCACCCCCACAUUCCAUGUGUCUGUGUGUGAAUCUCUGCUUGGAAAAGAAUCUCUGAUGGCUGAGAGGAAGUACAAGGGGUUGGCAGUCCUGUGAGGUGUGCAGCAUGGGGUCCAGCUCCAUGGGUAGCAUAGGGGCUGGCCCUACCCUCACCCAGCCCUCAGUACUUCUCCCUGAAAAAAAUGGGUCUCACAGUCCCUACCCAGAAUCCUUCUGAGGUCUGUGAUAGGGUUGGAGGAUGAUUUAUGGGUGUAUUCACCCCUUGGAUAUUUUUUCCAAUCAAAACACAAAACUCUCAUAAUAAUAACUUCAUGUGUAAUAUUACUAACAGUGACAAUUGCUAGACAGGCAAUGUAGUGCAAUGAUGAAGAACGUGAACACUGAAGCCAAAUCUGUAUUCAAAUCCGAAGCCUUAAUGGUUUCUUAGCUAUGACACCAAAAGCACGUACUAUAAAACAAAAAGGAAAUAAAUUGGGCUUCAUCAAAAUUAAAAAUUUUUGUGUGGUAAAUAGUACUGUCAAGAAAGUAAAAUGUCAACCCACAGAAUGGGAAAAAAUAUUUGCAAAUCAUAUAUCUGAUAAGGGAUGUGUAUCUCAGAUAUAUAAAGGACUUGUAUAACCCAGUAAUAAAAAAAUAACCCAACUUAAAAAUGGGCAAAGGAAAAAAAAGGGGCAAAGGAUCUGAAUAGACAUUUCUCCAAAUGAGAUAUAUGAAUGACCUAAGUACAUGAAAAGCUUCACAGCAUCAUUAGGCAUUAGGGAAAUGGAAAUCAAAACCACAAUGAGAUAUUUCACAACCACUAGUAGGCUAGAAUAAAAAAGAUAGACAAUAGCAAGUGUUGACGAGGAUGUAGAAAAAUUGGACUCAUCUUAACAUUGCUAAUGGGAUGUAAAGUGGUGCAGCUGUUUUGGAAGAAAGUUUGGAAGUUUCUUAAAAUGUUAAACAUAGAGUUACCAUAUGAUCUAGGAAUUCUACUCCUGGGUAUCCACCCAAGAGAAAUUAAAACAUAUAUCCAUACAAAAACAUACACACAAAUGUUCACAGCAGCAUUAUUCAGAGUAGUCCCAAAGUGGAAACAGCCCAAAUAUCCAUCAACUAAUGAAUGGUUGAUCAAAAUGUGGUAUAUCCAUACAAUAAAAUAUUCAGUAAUAAAAAGGGAUGAUGUAGUGAUACAUGCUACAAAAUUGAUGAACUUUGAAAACAUGUUACUUGAAAGAAGCCAGUCACAAAAGACUACAUAUUGUAUGAUUUCAUUUGUAUGAGAUGUCCAAACUAUGGAGACAGAAAGUAGAUUAGUGGUUACCUAGGGCUGGGGUUGGGGGAGGUGGGAAAAGUGGAGAGUGACUGCUAAUGGGUUUCUUUUUGGGAUGAUGAAAAUAUUCUAAAAUUCUAUUGUGAUGGUUGCACAACUUUGUGAAUAUACUAAAAUUAAUUGUCAUAUUA
This is a messenger RNA of Globicephala melas (long-finned pilot whale), 9112 nucleotides long. It is a transcript of the gene ZNF157, whose product is annotated as zinc finger protein 157. Lineage: Eukaryota; Metazoa; Chordata; Mammalia; Artiodactyla; Delphinidae. The record is from RefSeq and is a predicted model, not a curated record. Gene Ontology annotation, biological process: regulation of DNA-templated transcription.